Molecule: messenger RNA, 3624 nt
Organism: Anoplopoma fimbria (sablefish)
Lineage: Eukaryota; Metazoa; Chordata; Actinopteri; Perciformes; Anoplopomatidae
Gene: atp2a1l
Product: ATPase sarcoplasmic/endoplasmic reticulum Ca2+ transporting 1, like
Biological process (GO): intracellular calcium ion homeostasis; calcium ion transmembrane transport
Cellular component (GO): membrane
Molecular function (GO): ATP hydrolysis activity; ATP binding; P-type calcium transporter activity
Source: RefSeq, a predicted model, not a curated record
AUGGAGAACGGACACGCAAAGUCCGCGGCAGAAUGCCUGACUCACUUCGGGGUGAAUGAAGUCACCGGUCUCACUCCUGACCAGUUCAAGAAGAACCUGGACAAAUAUGGCUACAAUGAGCUGCCCGCUGAGGAGGGUAAGAGCAUCUGGGAGCUGAUCUCUGAGCAGUUCGAGGACUUGCUCGUCAGGAUCCUGCUGCUGGCUGCCUGCAUCUCUUUUGUGCUGGCCUGGUUCGAGGAAGGCGAAGAGACCGUCACUGCCUUUGUGGAACCCUUUGUCAUCCUUCUUAUCCUCAUCGCUAACGCCAUUGUUGGAGUGUGGCAGGAGCGUAACGCUGAAGAUGCCAUCGAGGCUCUCAAGGAGUACGAGCCUGAGAUGGGCAAGGUUUACCGUUCUGACAGAAAGAGUGUGCAGAUGAUCAAGGCCAGACAAAUUGUCCCUGGAGACAUUGUGGAGGUGUCUGUUGGUGACAAAGUCCCUGCUGACAUCAGGCUUGUUUCCAUCAAGUCCACCACCCUGCGUGUUGACCAGUCCAUCCUUACUGGUGAGUCCGUCAGUGUGAUCAAGCACACUGAUGCUGUUCCCGACAUGAGAGCUGUCAACCAGGACAAGAAGAACAUGCUUUUCUCUGGCACUAACAUCGCUGCUGGCAAGGCCAUCGGUGUUGCUGUGGCCACCGGAGUCGCCACUGAGAUCGGUAAGAUCCGUGACCAGAUGGCUGCCACUGAGCAGGAGAAGACUCCUCUGCAGGCCAAGCUGGACGAGUUCGGCGAGCAGCUGUCCAAGGUCAUCUCCCUGAUCUGCGUUGCUGUCUGGGCCAUCAACAUUGGCCACUUUAAUGACCCCGUCCACGGAGGCUCAUGGAUCCGCGGUGCUGUCUACUACUUCAAGAUUGCUGUUGCUCUGGCUGUGGCUGCCAUCCCUGAGGGUCUGCCCGCUGUCAUCACCACCUGCCUGGCCCUUGGUACCCGCCGUAUGGCCAAGAAGAACGCCAUUGUCAGAAGCCUGCCCUCUGUGGAGACCCUGGGCUGCACCUCCGUCAUCUGCUCCGACAAGACUGGCACCCUCACCACCAACCAGAUGUGUGUGACCAAGAUGUUCAUCGUCAAGAGCGCCGAUGGUGACCAUGUUAGCCUUGAUGCCUUUGAUAUCUCUGGCUCCAAGUACACCCCCGAGGGCGAGGUCUCUCAGGGAGGUUCCAAGGUCAACUGCAGCGGAUACGACGGCCUUGUUGAGCUGGCUACCAUCUGCGCCCUGUGCAACGACUCCUCUCUGGACUACAACGAGUCCAAGAAGAUCUAUGAGAAGGUUGGUGAGGCUACUGAGACUGCGCUGUCCUGCCUGGUUGAGAAGAUGAACGUGUUCAACAGCAACGUGAAGAACCUGUCCAGGAUUGAGAGAGCCAACGCCUGCUGCUCAGUGGUCAAGCAGCUCAUGAAGAAGAACGUCACUCUGGAGUUCUCCCGUGACAGGAAGUCCAUGUCCGUGUUCUGCACUCCCACUAAGGGUGAUGGUAGUGCCAAGAUGUUUGUGAAGGGAGCCCCCGAGGGUGUGAUUGACAGGUGCACAUAUGUGCGUGUUGGCACCACCCGCGUGCCCCUGACCAACGCCAUCAAGGACAAGAUCCUGACUGUCAUCAAGGAGUGGGGUACCGGCCGUGACACCCUGCGUUGCCUGGCCCUGGCCACCCGUGACAGCCCAAUGAAGAUGGAGGAGAUGGUCCUUGAGGACGCAACCAAGUUUGUAGAUUACGAGACUGACAUGACCUUUGUUGGCUGUGUGGGUAUGCUGGAUCCCCCUCGCAAGGAGGUCUGUGGCUCCAUUGUGCUGUGCAGAGAUGCUGGAAUCCGUGUCAUUAUGAUCACUGGUGACAACAAGGGAACCGCUAUCGCUAUCUGCCGUCGCAUUGGCAUCUUCACUGAGGAUGAGAAUGUUGAGGGCAAGGCCUACACUGGACGCGAGUUUGACGAUCUGCCCCUCCACGAACAGGCCGAGGCUGUGCGCAGAGCUUGCUGCUUUGCCCGUGUGGAGCCAUCCCACAAAUCCAAGAUUGUGGAGUUCCUGCAGAGUAAUGAUGACAUCACUGCUAUGACUGGUGAUGGUGUGAACGAUGCCCCUGCCCUGAAGAAGGCCGAGAUCGGCAUCGCCAUGGGCUCUGGCACUGCCGUUGCCAAGUCUGCCUCUGAGAUGGUCCUCGCUGACGACAACUUCUCUUCCAUUGUGGCUGCUGUUGAGGAGGGCAGAGCUAUCUACAACAACAUGAAGCAGUUCAUCCGCUACCUCAUCUCCUCCAACGUUGGUGAGGUCGUCUGUAUCUUCCUGACUGCUGCUUUGGGUCUGCCCGAGGCUCUGAUCCCCGUCCAGCUGCUGUGGGUCAACCUGGUUACUGACGGUCUUCCCGCCACUGCUCUGGGCUAACCCCCCGACCUGGACAUCAUGGGCAAGCCCCCACGUUCCCCCAAGGAGCCCCUGAUCUCUGGCUGGCUGUUCUUCAGAUACAUGGCUAUUGGUGGAUACGUUGGUGCUGCCACUGUUGGAGGUGCUGCCUAUUGGUUCAUCUAUGAUCCAAGUGGUCCCGGUGUCUCCUACUACCAGCUUUCCCACUUCAUGCAGUGCCAUGAUGCGAACGAGGACUUCGUUGGAUUGGAAUGUGAUAUCUUUGAGGCUUCUACUCCCAUGACCAUGGCUCUGUCUGUGCUGGUCACCAUUGAGAUGUGCAAUGCUCUCAACAGCUUGUCUGAGAAUCAGUCUCUGAUUCGCAUGCCCCCAUGGAGCAACUUCUGGCUGCUUUCUGCCAUGACCCUCUCCAUGUCCCUUCACUUCAUGAUCAUCUAUGUUGACCCUCUGCCCAUGGUCUUCAAGUUGUCCCAUUUGAACGUCGAUCAGUGGCUGGUAGUCCUGAAGCUUUCCUUCCCCGUCAUCCUCAUUGAUGAGGUGCUGAAGUUCGUGGCCCGCAACUACGUUGAAUGUACAGCUAAAUAGAGAUGUAGAAGAAGAGGAUCUUAAGGGUUGGAGAGAAAGAGGAGGAGAAGAGAGAGAGGAAGAUCAAAACCAAAGAGGGGAUCCAUAGUGAGCCAACCAAUAGAAGAGAGAAGAGAAAACACAAGGAAACUUAUUUAAAAAAAAAAAAACUUUUCAAAAAAAUCUACAUAAACAUAGCCUCUAUAUAAGGAAGGAGAUUUGACUCAAAUGAAGGGAAGUGUCCCUGCCGAUAAACUAUUCAAAUAUUUAAGAUUUUAUUCUCACAAAUAAAGUAUGUAUUAAAAAUGAUUUUUUUGUUAAACUUGGAUAUUCUCAGCUGUUGUGUUUUUGUGUCCUCUGUCCAUUUUCAUAUGAUUGACUUUCCAGCUCAUUUGUUUUAUUCUAGUCUUUGUUGCUCGUGUCUCGUGCAGCCUCCCUUCUUUGGCUGGGCUUUGUACAGUGUGGUGUAGGGUUGCAAAAUGACUUCAUAUGGGCAGAAAAACGACAUGCCUUCAGGUGCCAGCACUCUAUAGGCUCCAUGCAGUCAGCAGACUCUGUUGGAGGUCUCAUGACGUAAAAUGGGCAUGUCCACUUAGUCACAACACUUGUGGUCUUAUAUAUUGUUUACGUGAUAAGCUGCAAUAAAGUGAUGAUUACAAUCUC